AGGGGCGGAGCAAGAGAAAGAACACCGAGGGGGUCGGCUAGGGGAUUGCCGGGCGCUCUCGGGGACGGUGGCGAGUCGGCGUAAGCGAUGGUUUACAUUUCGAACGGACAAGUUUUGGAUAACCGGAGUCGGGCUGCAUGGAGUUUGUCAUCUAUAACUGACUUCUUCUGGGGAAUAGCAGAUUUCAUAGUUAUGUUUUUUCAGAGCAUUAUCCACCCAGAUUUGAGGAGAGGCUACACAUCUUCCUCUUCUUCAAGAUACGAUGAUGGAAGAGGACCUCCAGGAGUUCCUCGUCGUAGAAUGGGCCGAAUAACCCACUUUGGAGGUCCAAAUCCUCCACCAAUGGCUGGGGGUGGAUGAGGAAGGUAG
This is a messenger RNA of Thamnophis sirtalis, 369 nucleotides long. It is a transcript of the gene SELENOK, whose product is annotated as selenoprotein K. Gene Ontology annotation, biological process: calcium ion transport; endoplasmic reticulum calcium ion homeostasis. NCBI's taxonomy places the organism in Eukaryota, Metazoa, Chordata, Lepidosauria, Squamata, Natricidae. Gene Ontology annotation, cellular component: endoplasmic reticulum membrane; Golgi apparatus. The record is from RefSeq and is a predicted model, not a curated record.